GACCAUCGAGCAGCAGGUACAUGCAAAUCGCAAACGCUCAUCGCUAUAUGAGAAAAAAAGCAACAGCAGAGGUGUUUGGAUUGGAAUUGCGUUUUUGUGUAAAAUUGCGUUUAGCAAUUAAUUGUUGCUAUAAUAAGCUAAUGGCGAACAACAUGGAGUCACGUGUCGUGGACCUGGACUUGGCCUGUCUGAUCUGUCUGAACGAGGAGCCCGGCCACAGCUCCAUUUACAGCCAUGACUUGGAGCCUCCGCACACCCUGAUUGCGGACAAGAUCCGGUGUUGCACCACCCUGCAACUGGAGAGUUUACAAAUACAGCGAUGGCCGGACAAAAUCUGUGAGCAGUGCCACAGUGAACUGGGCGUCGCCUAUCGCUUCUAUGAGAAGUGCGUGCUGAUCGAGAAGCUAUUCCUGACUGCGACAAGCAGCGCGCUUCUCGUCGACGUCGACGAAUUGGCCAAGAACCAGCAGCUAAAACUGGAUUUGGAACAGCACCACGUCAAGCUGCCAUCCAGCUUGAAAAUCAAACGCAUCGAAGUGGAUGCAGACAUUCCUCUCGCAAGUCGAACGGUGGUGGGUUCAGUGUCAGCAGCGUCCAGGGCAAGUACUGCACCAACCACAGUGUCUGGGUCAACAUUGACCACAGCAGCGACAGGUGCAGGUGGAGCUGCAGCGGCCACAACAGCUGCUGCAAAUCAUCCUGUCACUAAGAUUGAGUACUUUGAGGAAGACGAGGACGAGGACACAGACUCACUCGGCCUGAUGCCGGAUGCCUCCGAUUCACUGGUCAUGUCGCUGGACACCCUCAUAGAGACGGUGCCCAUCAAGGAACAGCCAGCAGAGGAAAUGUCGUCUGAUGAGGAAGACAAGACGAUGGUAAUCCCCCAACCCUGGGACGAGGACCCCCCGACCCCAGAGCAUGCCUAUGAGAUCGAAACGCCACUAACUAAGGAGAGUGAGGGGGAGCCACAGGAGGAGUUGCCACCACCGCCUCCGCCACCACCGAUGCGGACGGCGAAUGCACGCGCCCUUAACACGAUCCAACGAUGCAAUAUAAGCAAACGCACUUACAAACGCGUCACACCCAUCUUUAAGAGGGAGAUCGACGACGACGGCUACGUGCUUUUCGAUAGCCAACAGAUAGCCAUUCCGGAGACGCGUCGUCACGCAGAGCGUGCGCGCAAGAUCUGCCAUGUGUGCGGGAACACCUACAAGUAUCAGCAUGCCCUCAAUGCGCACAUGCGUCGCCAUAACAACGAGCGUCCCUAUCCGUGCGAGGUCUGCCAGAAGGCUUUCAUAUCGAACGUGGAGCUGCGCCGACAUAUGCGUGUCCAUACCGGGCAAAAGCCCUAUGGAUGUCACUACUGUGACCGCCGAUUCUCCGACUUUGGCAGCAGCAAAAAACACGAGCGUAUCCACACAGGCGAGCGUCCGUAUGUGUGCGAGGUGUGCCACAAGGGCUUCGCCUACGCCCACGUGCUGUCCGUGCACCGGCGCACCCACACCGGCAAGAAGCAGUUCCAGUGCACGCAGUGCGACAAGGGAUUCACCAAGAAGAGCUACCUGGCCGCCCACAUGGAUCAGCACAACGGCGUCACUGCGGCCGCCACAGCGGUCAAGCGGCCCGCGGCCACACGCAAGGUGCAAAAGAGGCAUGCCGUCCCGGAGACAUUGUCCAUCGGCCAUUUGAUGCUUGGGGAGCCGGCUCCCAAGGUGCUGGAGGAAUGCAUUGUCACCCAUGAUUUCAUGUUUAACGAGGAGGACGAGUGCGACGCCGACGAUCACGAUCUGGAGCCGGCGGAGGAAGAGGACCUGGAGCUGGACGAUCCAGAUCAAGACCCAGAGCACGAUGACUUCGACGAUGUCUAUCACCAGGGUGUGCGCUCCGUCCCCUACGCGCUUGUCGGGAAUCUGCUGGACUCUGAGGAGUUCGCUGACGAUUCCAAAUAUCUUAUUGACUAGUAUUAGUAUACGGCCUCGGCCCCGCCCCGCCCACUCUCGCCCACCCUGCUACCACCCGCACAUGCACCCGCACCCUAGUCGUUUUGUGGUAGAGAAUGCGAAUGAGAUGGAGAUUGCGCUAGCAGCUGUAUAAACACACACUUUUAUGGCUAAAGCGAAGCAAAAAGAGAAGCUGGCCCUGAAUGUGUGCUACAAGAAGAAUAACAUGUGCCGUGCCACGGCAUCCAAUUCGGUGGCCGCGUCAGCAUCAGCAUCGCAGAAGAACAACUGUGCAAAUCCACAAGAGUUCCGUUGGACAUGUGUGUUGGACACAGACAGUAAUCUCUAUCUAUUGUAGCUUUAUUACAUUCUCACAUUCACAUUUAACAUUCAGCGUAGAUUUGCUAUAACUAUAAGAGAAGAACCUGAACGGGUGCAGGGGCAGGGGCCAGGGGUCUCCGUGCCGGAGAAGGGUUAAUUGUUCUAAAAAUAUUAUAGUUGCUGUUGUGCUCAUCGUAGCCGCUAUCCACUGUACCGCUAUACCACUGUACCGCUGUACCGCGCUGAGAUGGCACAAAACUGAAGUUUUUGGCCACGUUCUUGAACCGGUUUGACUGUGUGUUUCUGCGGCUGCGGCUACGGCAGCGCCUCUGAUGUGUGGCCUGUGGCGGGGUCAACGCCACAAAUUAUGGAACGAUACAUUAAGUUAUUUGUUAGGCUAAUGCAAAAUCUAACUUCUCUUCGCCCUAGACAUUGAAAAUGUUCGUAAAAAAAUAUAUAUAUGUAUAUGUAUGUAUGUAAAAACGAGUGUUGGUUGCUUGCGGGGAGGAGGGGAAAUUCUGGGGGUCGGUCGGGUUACAGAUGGAACAAUAAAACUUGAACAUCGGUGUGGCGUAUGUGUGGGGGAUCUGGGCUA
Drosophila miranda is the source of this 2856-nucleotide messenger RNA. RefSeq names its product neurotrophin receptor-interacting factor homolog. Gene Ontology annotation, molecular function: DNA-binding transcription factor activity; RNA polymerase II cis-regulatory region sequence-specific DNA binding; zinc ion binding. The coding region runs from base 21 to 1961 and encodes 646 amino acids. The transcript has a single exon. The record is from RefSeq and is a predicted model, not a curated record. Gene Ontology annotation, cellular component: nucleus. Gene Ontology annotation, biological process: regulation of transcription by RNA polymerase II. NCBI's taxonomy places the organism in Eukaryota, Metazoa, Arthropoda, Insecta, Diptera, Drosophilidae.